AUGUCAUCCCGCGCUGCGACCGCAGCGUGCAAGCCAUGCCUAAACAAGAAGUACCCGCUGCGGAAGCAGCUCCUGCUGAGCUUCCUCGCCCUCGCCGCGGUAAGCCUGCUGCUGGCCCUCGGGGUGGUCAUGGGCACGACGGCCUACAUCGGUGACAAGGCUGAGUCCGAGGCCCGCGACAGCCUGGAAGCCCAGAUAGAGCGGCACCUCAGGGACGCAAGCGUGGAGGCCGCGGCUACAAUCGGAGAGAGGUUCCGGAAGAUCCAGUACGGGGUGCUCGACGUCUCGGCGCACGCUCUCAGGGACGCCCUCCAGGAGGACCUCAUCCUUGCCGGGGGAGAGGAAGGGUACCCCCUUUCUCCGGCCCACACCGACCUCCGCGACAUCGAGAUCACGGAAAGCUCGGAAGCCAAUCUGGUGGGCUUCAGCCGACAGGACGUCCCCGUCGACCUCUCCCGCAGCGUCUGGUACUACGCGGACGCCGAGUCCAACACGGUCGAGGUUCCGGCGGACGAGCAGCUCAGAAUCAACCAGUCAGCCCGGCUGGACCUGCUGUGGCCGGCCAUGUACAUCAACUCGAACGACACCAAGGGCAUCCUCCUCGGCGUGGAGCUCUCUACCACCAGCCAGAUGUUCCGCUACUUCCCCGGCACCGACCUCAGCGCGGUGGAGGGCUCGGCCUUCGCGUGCGAGAACGUCCAGGAAGACGGGACCUCUCCUUGCUACAACCCUACCGAGCGCGACUGGUACACGUUGGCCGAGAACGCAGACAUGGAUCCGGAGACCUUUCUCGGGGAGGCGAUCGUCACCCCUCCCUACAUCGACGCCGUGGGGUCGGAGAACGACUGGCUCGUUACCCUAGCCCGGGCUGUGUACAGCAAUUCGGGAACGACCAGCGGCAGCCUCCUGGGAGUCGUCGGCGUGGACGUGCGGCUGGAGCAAGUGCAGGAGUCGGUGGAGGGCAUCAACUUCCUGGACACGGGAUACUCUAUCCUGGCGACGGCUGAUGAAGGAGUAGUGCUGGCAGCGGGGGCAGCGUGGGACAGGGACACUGCGGAGGACGUCACGACGGUGUGCGAGCUCGGGAACGGCAUCUGCUCCGGCGACGAGGGCGACGGCUGGGAAGACCUGCUGCUGGAAACCGAGAACGGCGGCAUCAAAACCUUCAAAGCCGUGUCUACCACCGGAGGUGGCGACGAGGAAGGGUCGAUCCUCAUCGCCGCCCCCAUCAUGACCACGUUCGGUACGGCCGUUUCCGGCGGCGAGGGCACGGUGACCCACUACAUCCUGAGCGCCGUUCCGCGGGACGAGAUCUUCCGACCGGUAGACGGCAUGGCGGAUUUGAUCCAGGAAAGCACCACGGAGAUCAUCGUCACGACGGCCAUCGUCGCCUGCUUCACCCUGGUCGCCGUGGCUCUCUCCGUGUGCUUCCUGGCCGGCUCCAUCACUGGCCCCAUCGUCAAGAUGACCAAGGCCGCACGCAGCAUCGCCAAGGACGGGGCGAAGACCGACGUCUUCGGCAGUGUGGCGGCCACAUGGGGCGCCAGGAGAGACGGGAGCAGCGGCGGUGGCGGCAGCAUUGACAGCCGAACCGCGGGGCGCUACACGAUGAACCGCACCGCUUGCCUGGACUACCUCCUCUGCCGGGGAGACGACGAGAUCUCCACCCUCGCCAGAGAGUUCCAGCUCAUGAUCACCGGGCUCGGGAGGCGGGGGGCGGCGGCGGAGGCGACGGGUCUGGCGGAGGCCUCGGCGUACCCCAAGAACCCCUUCACCACGGAGUUCAUCAGGCCGCCCCCUGUUAACCCGACAGCGCCCGACGCCACACCCGACCGGCCCAGCGCGCCCGGGCAGGCCUCGUGAAGAGGAAGACGAACGUGUGGCCCUCACACCGCCGUUUUCUGCUGGGUGUGUGUGCCGC
Messenger RNA from Ectocarpus siliculosus, 1921 nucleotides. The record is from the annotation of a GenBank genome assembly. NCBI's taxonomy places the organism in Eukaryota, Phaeophyceae, Ectocarpales, Ectocarpaceae.